CGUCAAGGAGCAAAGUGACAACAUGCAGUUGUUUCUUUACGUAGUUCUGAGUGGCGCGGUUGGUGCAGUGCGUGGGCAGACAAGCACGUACGAUACUGAAAGACAACCACCUUGGGUGAAUGAAGCAUUCUUUUUCAAGUAUCAGAACGCUUGGAGAGCUAUCAGCAAUACAAGUGCGACUUAUACACUGAUGAAAACAACUUACAAAAACGUCGAUGGUUAUCAUAGAGAUAUCACUUGCGUAAAUGUCACGACAACAUAUAUACACUUCAAUCCCCGCAGAGUAACCGCUAAAGCGAACUACCGCGUCCAGGGGGUGGACACUACUGCCAAUUACACCAUAUGGCCAGUUAAGAGAAAGGACUACAAUAAGACCUACAAUGCUGUUCAAUAUGAGGAAAAAGAAGAAAAGCCGAACCCGAAUGGAUUAUGUUGUGGGCCAGGUGGAAGCGAGGGGCAGAUUGAUAGCGCCCUGCAAGGGGCGAUUGACACCGUAGAAGAGUACCUUCGUCCUUCGGGGCUCAAGCGCUCCUCGAGGUACCUACUUGUUCUUUAUUGGGACCAGCACGCUGCCUGCUGGCUUGCUGAUGGUACCACCAAGCUGCCUGCUUGUUGUGCUGGUUCCAGUAGUGUGACGUUUGGUGUUCUGCUGGUUCCAGCAGGGUGCCUACUGGUUCUUUACAGGGAUCAGUACACUGCCUACUGA
Rhipicephalus microplus (southern cattle tick) is the source of this 706-nucleotide messenger RNA. Its product is annotated as female-specific histamine-binding protein 2. Gene Ontology annotation, molecular function: amine binding. NCBI's taxonomy places the organism in Eukaryota, Metazoa, Arthropoda, Arachnida, Ixodida, Ixodidae. Gene Ontology annotation, biological process: symbiont-mediated perturbation of host defenses. The record is from RefSeq and is a predicted model, not a curated record.